Molecule: messenger RNA, 1931 nt
Organism: Amaranthus tricolor (Joseph's coat)
Lineage: Eukaryota; Viridiplantae; Streptophyta; Magnoliopsida; Caryophyllales; Amaranthaceae
Product: guard cell S-type anion channel SLAC1
Exons: 3
Coding region: 156-1916 (586 amino acids)
Biological process (GO): stomatal closure; intracellular monoatomic ion homeostasis; transmembrane transport
Cellular component (GO): membrane
Molecular function (GO): voltage-gated monoatomic anion channel activity
Source: RefSeq, a predicted model, not a curated record
CCAAACUUUUGCAUGGAUUCACAUUACUUAGAUUUCUUUAAGCAAUCAUAUAUACAAAACCCAAUAAUACAUAAUAGACAUAUUUUCAAUUUCAUCCAAGAAAUGUCAAGUAUUUAACCAAAUCAAAACGAACAAUAUUAUAACGUUACACAAUUAUGGAGAAAUUUCCUCCACCAUCAUCUAGCACAUCAAAUGUUCAUUGUGUUGAUAUACAUGAAGCAUUAUCAGCAGAUGAUCAAGAACACCCACCAAAGCCGACCGCGGCGAGACGAGGCAGGCCCAAGCCUGUAAGGUUUCAAGAACAAGGAAGAAGGCUAGGAAAUAGGAAUCUAAGUAGACAAGUAUCACUUGAAACAGGAUUUUCUGUUUUGAAAGGGAAGCAAAAUGAGAGAAUUUCUUUAAAUAGAAGUGGGAGAAGUCUUGGUGGGGUUGGGUCUAAAAGUAGUAAUGUUGGGGUUGGGGUUGGUGUAGGGGAACCUAAGAAAGGAGAUUUUAGUAUGUUUAGGACUAAAUCUACUCUUACUAAACAAAACUCUUUGUUGCCUUCUACUUUUAAAAAGGAAAAUUAUGAUAUUGAUUUUAAUGAGAGGGUUAAUAAUAAUAAUAUUAUUAAUAAUAUUAUUAAUAAUAAUGUUAGUAAUAAUUAUAAUAAUAAUAAUAAUAAUAGUAAUAAUAAUGGGGGUCAUGAGGAAAAUGAAUCUGUUAAUAAAAGUGUUCCUGCUGGGAGGUACUACGCUGCUCUUAGAGGUCCUGAGCUAGAUCAAGUCAAGGAUUCAGAAGACAUACUUCUACCCAAAGAUGAAACAUGGCCGUUUCUCCUAAGAUUCCCAAUAAAUUGUUUUGGUAUAUGCUUAGGUCUAAGCAGCCAAUCCAUCUUAUGGAAGUCAAUAUCAACAAGCCCAUGCAUGAAAUUCCUCAACAUAACCCCAUACAUAAACCUUGUACUUUGGAACCUUUCCUUACUAAUCCUCUUAUUAGUAUCCAUCACAUAUUUACUCAAAUGUAUAUUCUACUUUGAAGCAGUCAAAAGAGAAUACUUCCACCCUGUUAGAGUAAACUUCUUUUUUGCUCCAUGGGUUGUAGCCAUGUUUAUGGCCAUAGGAGUUCCUCCCAUCAUAGCACACAACAAUCUUCACCCUUCGAUUUUCUUCCUUUUCGCGGGCCCACUUUUCGUCCUCGAGCUUAAGAUUUACGGGCAAUGGCUAUCAGGAGGAAAACGACGUUUAAGUAUGGUGGCUAACCCAUCUUCACAUCUAUCAGUAGUUGGUAACUUUGUUGGGGCAAUUGUGGGUGCUAAAGCAGGGCUGAUGGAGCCAGCAAAGUUCUUGUGGGCAGUGGGAUUUGCACAUUAUCUUGUGGUGUUUGUAACACUUUAUCAAAGAUUGCCUACAAGUGAAACAUUGCCAAAGGAAUUACACCCUGUUUAUUGUAUGUUUAUAGCAACACCUGCAGCAGCUAGUAUUGCUUGGGGUGCUAUUUAUGGUGAAUUUGAUGGGUUAUCAAGGACUUGCUACUUCAUUGCUUUGUUUCUUUAUAUCUCACUUGUUGUUCGACCUCAAUUCUUUACUGGUUUCAGGUUUUCAGUGUCAUGGUGGUCGUAUACUUUUCCGAUGACAACAGCAUCAAUUGCUACAAUCAAGUACGCAGAGGAAGCGCCUUCGGUAGUAAGCAAAGGCCUAGCGUUAUCACUCUCGUUCAUGUCUACUACAAUGGUGGCCAUACUAUUCGUUUCUACUUUUCUCCAUGGCUUCAUAUGGAAGACGUUGUUUCCAAAUGACCUUGCCAUUGCAAUAACAAAGAGGAGGCCAGCCAAGGAGCACACUAAGAAGUCUACAAAAAAACCUUACGACUUAAGGCGAUGGACAAAGCAAGCGCCUCUUUCCCUUGUUUCUGCUAUGACUAAGAACAACUCGUAAAACAACAGCAGUAAC